This is a messenger RNA of Solanum pennellii, 582 nucleotides long. RefSeq lists its product as uncharacterized. The transcript is spliced from 4 exons. Bases 1 to 582 code for a protein of 193 amino acids. Lineage: Eukaryota; Viridiplantae; Streptophyta; Magnoliopsida; Solanales; Solanaceae. The record is from RefSeq and is a predicted model, not a curated record.
AUGUCGAAUUUGUCAAAGUUUGAAUUUGUGGCACUUGACAUUUAUGGAAAGAAUUAUUUGUCAUGGGUACUUGAUGCUGAAAUUCACCUUACCGCUAAGGGUCUUGAUGAUAGUAUAAUCGAAGGAAAUACGACAUCAAGUCAGGAUAAAGUGAAAGCUAUGAUUUUCCUUCGUCAUCAUCUUGAUGAAAGACUGAAGGUUGGAUAUCUAAUAGUGAAAGUUACACUUGAAUUGUGGAUAGGUUUGGAAGGGAGGUAUGACCACCUCAAGGCAACGUAUAAUGACCUUUUCAUGAAAAAUCAUGAAGCCCAUCCCGCUGGAAGUGCUCCAUUACUGGAGGCACAAACGUAUAAUGACCUUUUCAUGAAAAAUCAUGAAGCCCAUCCCGCUGGAAGUGCUCCAUUACUGGAGGCACAAACGGUAGAGUCACAUUUGAUUCUCAAAGAUGAUGUUCAGGAUGGAUGUUCUCAAAAAUAUGAUGAGAAUGUUGAGGCAAACUUAGCAUCGAAAGAUGAUACUUUUGAUGGGCUCGAUGAUAUUACUCAUCUGGAAGCUGAGGACUUCUUUGGGGAUCACAAUUGA